This is a messenger RNA of Saccostrea echinata, 912 nucleotides long. RefSeq names its product toll-like receptor 3. Gene Ontology annotation, cellular component: membrane. Lineage: Eukaryota; Metazoa; Mollusca; Bivalvia; Ostreida; Ostreidae. The record is from RefSeq and is a predicted model, not a curated record. Gene Ontology annotation, biological process: toll-like receptor signaling pathway; immune response; inflammatory response. Gene Ontology annotation, molecular function: protein binding; transmembrane signaling receptor activity. The transcript has a single exon. The coding region runs from base 1 to 912 and encodes 303 amino acids.
AUGGACACAAUUCACGUGGACACAUUUAAAUCAUUGACGACAUUGAAAACACUUUCCUUGACCCAGAAUAAACUUAGUGGUUGGAAAGUUUCUGUUUUCAAAAACCUCUCAAAUCUCGUUAGCUUGAGACUAGAUAAUAAUAGGAUUUCUACUUUAAACAAAACAUCUAUACCGCCAGACAUCCUGAAUAAUCUCCAGACCCUUACUCUUGCCUACAACCCCUUUGAUUGUGGAUGUGAUUUGAUUUGGUUUAAGAACUGGUGCCAAGAAACAAAUGUGACACUUUUGAAUUUUCCGGACAGGUAUGCUUGUACGACGCCUCCCAAGAUGCUUCGGAAGCCGAUACUGACUCUAAGUCUUACCCCAGAAGACUGCAAAGAGAAAAACCCAUGGAUUGUUAUCGUUAUAUCAACUUCAGCAUCGGCGAUUUUUCUUAUUAUUGUUUCCGUUAUGAUUUCCAUGAACUUGCCAACCAUCAAAAAUGUUAUUUACUAUUACCGUUUAAAAAGUAGGGGAUAUGUUAGACUUCUAAAUGAGCAAGAAUUCAAAUAUGAUGCAUAUGUUGUAUAUUGUGAAGCAGAUGAGAAAUGGGUUUUGCGAAAGCUUGUUCCACAGUUGGAAGCCAGAGGAAUAAGAUUGUGCAUUCCUGAUCGAGAAUUCGUAGUUGGUGCAGAGAGAUGCAGCGAAAUAGAAGAUGCUUUCAAGGAGAGUAAAAAAAUAUUAGUGGUGUUAUCAAAUGAAUUUGUGAAGAAUGAAUGGUGCCUUUGGCAAAACAAUCUUGUGGAAGAAAGAAUAAGACAGCGUGGAGAAUCUACUGUCGUGUUUUUGUUAUUUAAAACCAUCAAUAGCAAAAACAUGAUUUCGUCUGUGCACAGAACUCUUAAAAAAAAGAUCAGUUAUAACUUGGAAUGA